UAUUGAUUCAUUAAGUUAAUUAGGGCCAUAUAAACACUCAAAAAUAAGUGCACUUAUCCUUUAUGCUUCUUGCUGCCAUUCUCUCAAAACACAUUUGCUACCUUCCUUACUCAUCCAACUUCAUUCUUAUAAUCUUAUGGAGUUAGAAAAUCAAACAAUUCAUGUGUUGAUGGUAGCAUUUGCAUCCCAAGGUCACAUCAACCCCUUUCUUAGGCUAGGAAAACACUUACAAACCAAAGGCCUUCAUGUCACUCUUGCAACCACUGAGACUUUCCGCCACCGUAUAAUCAAGCACCACCAUACGGACAUCGGCACCACCACCAUCACUGACGAGAUCCCCGCAAUUUCGGGGAUCGAUAUCGUGUUCUUUUCCGAUGGGCUUAGUCUAGAGUAUGACAGGAAGAACAACCUAGAUAUAUACAUGGACACACUAGCCAAAGCUGGUCCAAUACAUUUAACAAACCUUAUUACAUCCCUAGCUUGUGACAAUAUUAGGCCUAAAAAAUUCUCAUGCAUAAUCAACAAUCCUUUUGUUCCAUGGGUUGCUGAUGUUGCAAGCCAAGUAGGAAUACCAUGUAGCAUGCUGUGGAUUCAACCUUGUACACUCUUUGCAAUCUAUCAUAGCUUCUAUAAUAAUGCUCAUGAUUUUCCUACAAAAGAAGACCCUAAGAAGAGCGUGCAAUUACCAGGCUUACCAUUGUUACAAACUUGUGAUCUUCCUUCUUUUGUGCUCCCUAAUAGUCCUUUUGGGAGUAUAACAAAAGCAUUUUUUGAAGCCUUGAAAAACAUCCAUAAAUUAAGGUGGGUUUUGGCUAAUUCUUUCUAUGAGCUUGAAAAAGAAGUGAUUGAUUCUAUGUCUAAAUUCGUCAUGAUUAAGGCCGUUGGUCCAUUAGUCCCAUUGAAACUCUUAGGCCAAGAUCAUGAAGUUCGCGAUUUUGUAGGAAUAGAUAUGUGGAAAGCCGAUGAUCAAUGCAUCGAGUGGCUUAAUCAAAAGGAGCCUAAUUCUGUUAUUUACGUGUCGUUUGGUAGUUUAGUAGUCCUUUCGAAGAAACAAAUGGAGAGUAUUGCAAUCGCGUUGAAGAAGAGUAAGAGGUCAUUUCUUUGGGUGGUGAAACCUUCCAAUUAUCCUGUACCAGAAGGUGCAGGAGAAUUACCUGAGGGAUUCUUGAAUGAAACUAAGGAACAUGGGGUAGUUGUACCUUGGUGUCACCAAAGUUUGGUUUUGUCACAUAAAUCUAUUGCUUGUUUUUUAACACAUUGUGGGUGGAAUUCUAUGUUGGAGACUAUUAGUGUUGGAGUUCCUAUCAUUGCUUAUCCUCUGUGGACUGAUCAGCCAACAAAUGCUAAGCUUAUGGUUGAGGUUUUAGGUGUUGGGAUUAGAUUGUGGCCUAAUGAUGAAGGGGAUGUUAAAAGUGAGACUAUUGGGGAGUGCAUCAAGGACAUCAUGGAUGGUCCACAAGCAACGGAGAUUCGGGCCAAGGCAGCACGGUGGAAGGACACCGCUAGGGGUGCGGUGGCCGGUGGCGGCUCAUCGGAUCGGAAUGUUCAAGAGUUCAUUGAUGAUAUCAUUAGGACUUCCUCUUGUAUAGAAUGUAAUGUGAAUUCUUCUUCUAUGGAAAGCCAAAGUGUUUGAGAAUAAAGGUUUAAAUUGUAUGUUGUAGA
Messenger RNA from Beta vulgaris subsp. vulgaris (sugar beet), 1662 nucleotides. Its product is annotated as UDP-glycosyltransferase 84B2. Gene Ontology annotation, molecular function: UDP-glycosyltransferase activity. Bases 137 to 1633 code for a protein of 498 amino acids. The record is from RefSeq and is a predicted model, not a curated record. Lineage: Eukaryota; Viridiplantae; Streptophyta; Magnoliopsida; Caryophyllales; Amaranthaceae. The transcript has a single exon.